UUGGCUGGUGACAUUGUGAAGAUGUCAAGGUCAUCGCGAAGUUCAAAGUUGCCUCCCGUUGUUUCCUCCUCCGUGUCCUCCUUUUCCGGAAGUGAAUCGGUUCCAAGUUUGGAGGCCAUGUUGCACGUGACUCAGGUGCAGACCUCGGAGGUGGACAACACCGAGAUCUACUUCUACAAGGAUGGCAACAACAAAUCCAAGACGGAUCUUCCAAAGAAGGACAGCACUCCCAACUUCGAAGAGGAAGUGCCCACAAGUCCGCCAUUUAUGGCAUUGGUCAGCAAUCUGCCAAUGGAGUGCACCGAGCGCGAGUUGCAGAAAGUUUUUACCAACUUUUCAAUUCGUUCUUUAACUAUUCCAAAAAAGGGAAAAAGACCCAAGGGAUUUGCCUACGUUGAAAUGGGUUCUCGACAGGAUCUAAUUCGAUUACUUCAACUGGAUAAGCCCAAGUGUCGUGGUCGUUGUCUUAUGAUAAAAAUUAACGAGAAGAAGGAAACCCCACAAAUUGGAGGUGGUGAUGCUCAUUAUAAUCCACUACCAAGCAGUGAAUGCGAUGCGAACUCAGAUCAUUAUUCGGCAAGUGUGAGUGAUCUCAGUACCAUUGAUUCGCCAACCAGUCAAAGUGGAUCUCCGAUUUGGCCAGAAAGUGAAUCGUCCUAUUAUAGAAGAGAUAUGCCAAUAACUCGUAAGCCAAGUAGCACUGAGGAACUGGAGCGCCGAAUGGAUAUCCGUCUUAAGAAACUGGCUGAAUUCGAAAAUGCUCAAUCGGAGAGAUUCCAAAAUGGGAGCUUUGAUGAUCAGGACUCCUACAGCUUGUCCUGGAGCGAUAUCCUCAGCGAGACCAGAAACAGUGAGGCCAAUUAGUUUGGUUCAAGUUUAAAUAUGUCUCACUAUUACCAAAAAUUAUUAUUAAAUUUUCCUGCUUAAAA
Molecule: messenger RNA, 929 nt
Organism: Drosophila ficusphila
Lineage: Eukaryota; Metazoa; Arthropoda; Insecta; Diptera; Drosophilidae
Exons: 1
Molecular function (GO): RNA binding
Source: RefSeq, a predicted model, not a curated record